Molecule: messenger RNA, 5454 nt
Organism: Eriocheir sinensis (Chinese mitten crab)
Lineage: Eukaryota; Metazoa; Arthropoda; Malacostraca; Decapoda; Varunidae
Product: histone-lysine N-methyltransferase SETD1A-like
Exons: 6
Coding region: 770-2092 (440 amino acids)
Cellular component (GO): cytoplasmic vesicle membrane
Source: RefSeq, a predicted model, not a curated record
AUAGGGAGAGCGCGAGAGCCAGAGCCGAAGUGUGAGUGAACGCGAUAACACCCUAAGUCACUAACCCGCCCCGUGACACACCACAGAGAGCAGAACACACGAGAAAACGGAGAUAUACGCCAUUACUUGACCUUUCAGCCUCACCAACGGGAUCACAAAUAAGCAAGACAUAAACCAAGUGAAAUAAAACCCAGAAAAAAACGCGAAAAUGAAACUUGUACCCACUUGACCCUCUCCUGUGAUAGACAAAACAACAGAAAAUAGAUAUAAACACGAUAAUUUGACCUCUGCCCCAGUCUCCCAAGCAUAUAAGACAAAUAAAACCGAUACAAAACCAAGAAAAACACAGUAAAACGAAACAAUUCAAGCCCCAUGUGCACUGAUCAAGGGAUGCAAACAGAUUAAACAAGAAAACAGAGGAAAAACAGAGACAAACGGGGACACAACCUCUCAAACACAGCAACGGGAUCACAACACGACCAAACCAAACCAAAGUGAAAUAAAACCAGAAAAAACACACUAAAACAAUAUAAUUCCAGUCUCAUGUGCACUGGGCGAGGAAUGCGGGGUAUGAGAGGUGCGGAGUGAGGAAAUAAGAGCCCCGGAGCAGUAUGUGGAGGCUUGGAGGAAGGAAAAACAAGGAGGGUCUUGUGUGGGCAGGAGAGCGGGUUGAGGCGGGCGUGGCAGCUACGGGAACAUAACACUGCGUUUUUGUAUAAGCUUGUAGUGUUGUUUUGAAGAGUGGUGGACUUGGUGCUGCGUCUUGGGUAUGGAGGUGACGAAUAUUAAUGGGCAGAUCCGCUUCUGUGCCUGGGAAACCUACAAUGGCGCCCGCAGACACUACCUGUGUAACCAGAGGGAGUACUGCUGUGCCCUGGGUUGCUGCGUCUCCACGGCCUUCUCCCUCUAUCAGCUGUGGUACUUCUGGUUGCUGCUCCUGCUGAUCAUCCUGCUGUGUUCGGGGGGGGGCUGGUGGUUCAGAUUCCGCCACGGGGGGUUCAGCGCGCGCAGCUCCCCCAGUAGCGCCAGGGGGCGGCAGGGGGGCGGCAGGGGCACGGGGCAGGGCCUGCGUGUACCCCACCAGCACCCCUUCUACACCUCCGCGGGACUGCAGCACGGCGCCUACACCCUGCCGCCGGGAUAUGACAAAGAUCCACCGUCGUAUAAUGAAGUCAUCACCCACUUAAAUCAGUUCCCAAGAAUCGAGGAUGUGCGAAGACAGAGCGAGCAGCCGAGCACCAGCGCGGCCCAGGGGGAGGAACUACCCAUGGAGGUGAUGGAUUGCCACCUGGUGCCCCCGCCGCCCACCUACGAGAUGGUACUGGACCUCAAGCGGCGGGAGAGCCAGUUGACGCGGGAGAUCGAGGAGCUGGAGCUGGAGGAGGAGAGGAACGGGGGGGAGGAGGCGCAGGUCAACUCCACUCGAAGCAGGAUAAGAAAUCUGUUGGGGAGGAUACGGCCGCGGCGCUCCACAAGCUUUGAGACACAGGGUCAGUGGGGGCUCAGCGCUGCGUCCUCCUCUUUCCACUCCUCCCCGUCCUCCACCUCCUCAGGGCUCUUUACCAUUAGCGGGGGAAGUCUCUCCUUGCCGGAUUAUUACGCGCAGGGUGCCACGCCGACGUCUAUAGAGCCCCCGAUGCGUGAUUACCCAAGGCUCGACCCUGCUCCGCCUUACGAAUUUGAUAGUUCCUCGCAUUCCGACUACUCUUCGCAUUUCGUGUCGAGUCCCUCCACCUCCAACCGUUCCAUUCCUUCCACGCCCUCACAGACUGAUAUGGAGCUUGUACCCACGGCUCCACUUGAAGGGGGGCUCAUUCCUCCCUCCUCAGACCUCGUUCCUCCCUCCCCAGACCUCAUUCCUCCCUCCCCAGACCCCCAGGAGCAGGGAAGAGAUGAGUUAAGGGUUGGGGAGCAUGAUUUGGGGUGCUCGCGGCCUUGUACGGGGAGGUCCGUGCUGUCCCGCCCCGCCACCUCCAUCGGUACCCGAGCUCUUUCCCCGCCUCAGGAAGUCGCCAGGAAGACCAGUUUGCCGGGAGCCGUGGUGGAGAAUGAGGAAGAUAGGAUUGAGGAGACCGAGGCUGAAGUGAGGUGAUGAGUUGAGCGACAAACAGACUCAAUAUCGACAGACAAUCUUCCGUGUUCUCACCAUCACCACCAUCACCGACUCACAGUUUGUGUUAUCAUAUUAUCGUGCUCAGAACAUUGUAUUUAUCGAUUUCAGGCCUCAAAACUGUCGUACCCUCACCAGUAACUAUAUAUAAUCAACGUUAUUGUUCAAACCGUCGAGUACUGAUGGUUUUGAUGCGGUUAUGAGUCAGAGAACGGAAAAUUCAAUGUGCUGAGUAUACAAUAAUAUGAAAACGUUUGGUCUCACUCCCCGUACGGUUUGUGAGGCCACCAACUGUUCACAAAUAAGCGUUCACAUUGACCCCCCUCCUCCUCCCCUCCCCCUCACAGUACCAUUAUGUCAAGAGGUCACACCAAGUCCUUCCCGCCAUGGAGUCAUCAAGAAAACAGUAGCUUAGGUAGUUGUUAUCGUACUGUUGUUGUUUAGCGAGUUUUAUAUAAUCUAUUGUACCAUAUGUUUACUGUUGGGUUAUGAGAGGCAUUUAAUCCUGAACAAAACCGACCAAAGAGGGACAUUUAACCUGAGAUAUGUAAAUGUAGUCAAGACGGGAUAGAUACAUAUAAAAAAGCUAUAGAAAAUCAAGAUCACACGUUUCGCAAUGUUCACCUUCAGUGACUCGUGUUUCAGUCACUGGUUCAUUCGCGGGGUCACAGUGACACGUGUUUCGGUCACUGCUUCAUUCGCGGGGCAACUUUAGUUACGUCUCGUUUUAUAUGCAGUCAUCUACCUUGGUUUCCUCAGUGUUCACCUCCUUCGCCAUCAUUUCAUUCCCGAUUCAAACAAGUUUCUCCUCCGUGUGAUAAAUCUCGGUAUGCAUCUUCCAAAAACUAUGUUUUCAUACGUUUUUAUACAUCUUAUUCACUUCCAUCGCCUCUCAUGUGUCCAUUCCUUUGCGUAAACUAUCACCACAUCAUCUCAUACACAAUUACUCGUACUCUUACAUUCCACGUUCUGUACCUCUCUUGUAUGUAGACUGUUUGUAUUCAUCCACGGGUCAAGAUCGGUUGUAUUAACGCGCCCAUGUUUCGCUACACGUAUAUUCACCUGUCUUUUAGUGUUCCUCAGGGGAGACGAGGGGGCCAAGCCCCCCGUUACUAAGAGCGUGAACACGUAUUAAAUUUCAGCUGCGGCGAGCCGCAGGUAUUGGCUACAGCGGGCCGCUUUGGGCUGCUUCGCUCCUCACGGCAGUGCAGGUUCCUACUAUUUUCACAGUUCCCUUGAUCUCUACAUUCUUCCCAGUCUUUUACUGGGAUGUUCAAUUGUUAACAGAUUACAUAUUUGACAACAGAAGAGCAUUUGGUUAGGUAGAAAACGGGAUACCGGCGCGUUAAUAGAACCAAUCUUGACCCCAUCCACGUAGUGUUCCAUGUUACCUCCACUUGCCAUUCAGUGCAUAGUCUGUGGUGGCCGAUCAUCAUGUCAUGCCGUGCAUACAUUGGUUGGUUUACUGUCACAUUCCACGUUUUCUCUCCUGUUGUUGUAUAUAUUUUUUUUAAUUUCAUUGCCUUGUGUUCAGGACUAAAUCAAUUGUGGGAGAAUAUUGAGAUUAUGGUAACCUUCUUGAUAUCGUACAUAUUCAUCGUAAACAGUUAAACUUGACAAAUCAAACCAAACUAAAUCUAACCUGACCUGGAUUAGUCUAACCAUAGUCUAUGGUCAAAUCUAGCCUAACCUGACCAAACUUAAAUCUAACCUUACCUAACCCCCCCCCCCCCCUCCCCUUACUGCCAAAAUGAAAUGUGCUACUAAUAGGCUACACUCAUCAAUAUUAAAUUGAUAUAUUGAAUUUUUUAAAAUUUUCCGAAAGCUAUUUACUAGCCACUGCACUGCAUUCAGACACCAAACUACAACACGUAAUCUGAAUAUAGACCUGACGCGAGGUGGCUGCCUUAAACUCACUAUCAUCCCAGGGUGGGUUGUGCCUCCUGCAGCAACCAACCACGGCAGGUGAUUUUAGUUCUUGUAAUGCCUUCCCCUUGUCCCUUUGUCAUGGAUGGGAAGGUGUAAGGGCAUGGGCGUGUCUUCUUACUCGAGUUAAAUAAUUACGUAUAUAAUAAUUGUCAAAGGCGGUAGUGGAGGGUAGAUAGACUGACGGACUAACUGAGGCAGGUUGGUUAGAGUGCAUUGCAUUUCCUAAAUUUACUAUUUCUUAAUGAAUGGCUGGGUGUGUCUCCUUACUCGAGUUCAAAGAAUUAUGUUAUUGACUGAGGUAAUCUAUGAAGAAAUUGGACUGGUGAAUAGAUUAACUGAGGUAGGUUUGUUAUAGUGUGUGUUAAAUUUACUAAUUCUCUAAUUCCAAAUAAAAUUAUAAUUAUAACAAAAAAAAGUGUUGCUGGCAAAAUAUAUGAAGGAAAUGGACAUGUGGAUUAGCUAACUGAGGAGGUUGGAUUAGUGUGCAUGAAGUUUCCUAAUUUUACCAAUAUCAAAUGAAAUCAUCAUUAUGGCAAAAAAUGUGAAGUUGGUAAAAUAGGGAAAGUGAAAACUCAAUAUGUGUUAUGUUAUGUGGCUGAAUGGUCUGUUGUUGUUUUUCCUAACUUUGUAUAAUUCCAGAGAAAGCUAUAAAAAGAAAAAGUGACAAAAAAUGAUAAAGGCAAGGAUUUGAUGAUAUAAUUUGGGUAGAGUGUGUGUUUUCAAUGUUUUGUUCCAUCUUAAAGAAGUUUCAAUGUCAUGAAAUAAAAUUACAUAAUAAUGAAAGAAAAGUACAAUGAUAACUGGAUGAUUAGGUACACUGAGAGAUUGCUUCAUAUAUACAUUAUAACUUAACCUUAGCAACCUCCAUUUUGAUCUUAAAAUAUCUAUUGUAGAAACUAUUGAAAACCGACAAAAAAGGAAAAAAAAAGAAUUAGAUAUAUUUUUCCAGGAUUUGAGCAAAGGCAUUUAGAAGAAUACCAAAGAAAAGUUUAAAAAAUUACCAAAGUUUAUAAAGUAAGUGUGUGUGUGUGUGUGUGUGUGUGUGUGUGUGUGUGUGUGUGUGUGUGUGUGUGUGUGUGUGUGUGUGUGUUCACGGGAAAAUCCUAUAAUGCGCAGUCAUCGUUCGUCUAUGUAUAAAAAAAAUGUUCGCGCGUAUGUAUUUAAAUGUUACAGAAACGUUGCUACUCCUUCGUCCGUGAACAGCUCAUAAACAUUGUGAUAUCUUAGCGACAGAAAACGGGGAGAGGAACACAAGCCUUUACUUUAAGACUUCCUAAGGGAUCAACACUAAGAUUAAGGACAAACAUAUAUAUUUUUCGUCUCGGUGCGUACGUAACGUGUAUACAACUCGGAUAUGUGUCUUAAUAAUGAUAAUAAUGAUGAUAAUAAAGGUAAUGUAUGUCAGUCCACCCUCA